Molecule: messenger RNA, 2170 nt
Organism: Cataglyphis hispanica
Lineage: Eukaryota; Metazoa; Arthropoda; Insecta; Hymenoptera; Formicidae
Product: probable 28S rRNA (cytosine-C(5))-methyltransferase
Exons: 7
Coding region: 172-1974 (600 amino acids)
Biological process (GO): maturation of LSU-rRNA; rRNA base methylation
Cellular component (GO): nucleolus
Molecular function (GO): rRNA (cytosine-C5-)-methyltransferase activity; RNA binding
Source: RefSeq, a predicted model, not a curated record
ACGGCCUUAUGAUUAUGACCAAAAUUUUUUAACGUGCAAUGGCCUUUAUAUUCGUACAUUAUGAUUGUGCUCAUGUGACUGAUUUCACUCAUUUCGUUCUCAAGGGCAGAUGUUGCCGAAACUGUUUCUAACCUCUUUGUAUACAAGAGAGGAAUUCAGAUUCUGAGUGAUAUGGGUCGUAAAGCAAAAUUUGAUGGAACUCAAGUUUCCAUCGGACAUGGGAAAAAAGCAAAAAAACAAAGUGAUCCAACUUUUCCAAAGGGAGUUUUAGACAAAGAAAUAAAUAAGUUAAGUCAUCGACAGAAACAAAGGGCACAGAAAAGAUUACAAAAAAAUCAGCAGCUACAAAAAAAUACAAAAAUAUUACUCAAGAAAGAAGCCAAUUUCAAAGAACAGGAGAAAGAUAUAUCAAAAAAGCUUAAAAAAAAGAAAGAAAAGAAAUUAAAAUCAGCUAUUGAUAACAAUUAUUACAAUGAAGAUAAUGAAGCGGAAGCUGAUGAUAAUAGUGAACAUGAUCAAAUGGAGCAAGAUGAAGAGGAUAUGAAUGAUGAUAAUAAUCAAUCAGUUAUUACAAUCAAAUUAAAAAACGCAAAACAGAAGUUUGUGAAUAAUGUAGAAAGUGACAGUGAUGAAAUGACAUUUAGCGACGAGGAAGGAUUUAAUGAUGAUGAGCAAAUAAAGCACAAUGAAGAGACAGAUGAUAAAAGUGACGAUGAUGAUCCACUUCCAAUAGAAAAAGCUAAUAGAAAAUUAAAAGCAAAGAAACAAGAAGAAGAAAAGCUUGCACAAGAAGAAAUGGACAAUAUUAUUGCUCAUCAAAGUGUCUUUUCUUUUCCAACUAAAGAAGAACUUGCUAGUGUCACUAACUUAAAAGAUAUUCUGCAACGAAUACGAGACAUUAUUAUGGUAUUAUCAGACUUUAAGAGAUUACGGGUGGAAAAUAAGUCGCGUUCUGAAUAUACUGAAUUACUUCGACGAGAUUUAUGUACAUAUUACAGUUAUAACGAUUUCUUGAUGGAAAAAUUUAUGCAAAUGUUUCCACUGGAUGAAUUAUUAGAAUUUCUAGAAGCUAGUGAAGUAGAAAGACCUAUGACCAUCCGCACAAAUACUUUGAAAACGCGACGACGAGAUUUAGCAGAGGCUUUAAUAAAUAGGGGUGUCAAUCUUGACCCAAUAGGAAAAUGGACCAAGAUUGGUUUGGUAGUGUAUUCCUCACAGGUACCCAUGGGUGCAACACCAGAAUAUUUAGCUGGACAUUAUAUUAUACAAGGUGCUGCUAGCUUUUUACCUGUUAUGGCACUGGACCCAAAAGAAAAUGAAAGAAUUCUUGACAUGUGUGCCGCACCAGGUGGUAAAACUUCACACAUUGCCGCACUCAUGAAGAAUACCGGAACGUUAUUCGCUAACGACGUAAAUAAAGAUCGAUUAAAGGCCGUUGUUGGCAAUCUUCACAGAGUUGGUGUUGUAAAUUCUAUAAUCUGCAAUUAUGAUGGAAGACGAUUCCCUAUGAUUAUAAAAGGCUUCGAUAGAGUUUUGUUGGAUGCUCCAUGCACAGGCACAGGAGUAAUUGCAAAGGAUCUCAGUGUGAAGACGAAUAAAGAAGAAGUAGAUAUUCAACGUUGUUGCACAUUACAAAGAGAGUUGUUACUAGCUGCAAUAGACUGCGUUAAUGCUCGUUCAGAAACUGGAGGCAUUGUUGUGUACUCGACUUGCUCGAUUCUACCGGAAGAGAACGAAUGGAUUGUUGAUUAUGCUCUUAAGAAGCGUAACGUUAAGUUAUUGCCCACUGGUCUAGAAUUUGGAACUGAUGGUUUUACGAGUUACAGACAACAUCGAUUUCAUCCUUCUCUGAAAUUAACUAAAAGGUAUUACCCACAUGUGCAUAACAUGUAUGGUUUCUUCGUAGCAAAACUAAAAAAAUUCUCGAAUAUUAUUCCUAAUCAAAACAUUACAAAAGAAGAAACAUCCGAUUAACAUUUCAAUUGAUUUAUACAACUUGUUUAUAAUCAGAAUAUAAUAUGAUUAUUAUUACACGAUAGAUUAUGACAUUAGUUUACUAUAUUUAUGUACCGUCUGCACAAUACCAUUUUACAGACAAAAAUUCCAUUUUUCGUAGUAGAGAAUAAUACAAAAAGAUAUACGUAAAUAUAUAUAUAUAUAUAUAUAUAUA